Molecule: messenger RNA, 1065 nt
Organism: Gloeophyllum trabeum ATCC 11539
Lineage: Eukaryota; Fungi; Basidiomycota; Agaricomycetes; Gloeophyllales; Gloeophyllaceae
Exons: 3
Coding region: 1-1065 (354 amino acids)
Biological process (GO): DNA alkylation repair; DNA repair
Cellular component (GO): nucleus
Molecular function (GO): dioxygenase activity
Source: RefSeq, a predicted model, not a curated record
AUGACCGUGUUGCGUCCACCCCCUUCUCCAGCGAAGGAUACACCGCGACGUCUACCUCCGUUAACUCUCGCAAAUCCCGACAUGGUCGCCAAGCACACACCUUGUACUCUGCACCUUUCUGUUCUUCCCCCUGAACUAGCAUGCAGACUCUUCUACACUAUGCUAGACGAAUCUCAAGAGUGGAAAAGGAACCAGUGGUGGCUUUUCGAAAGAUUAGUGGAAAGUCCGCAUCGGACCUCGUUCUACGUCCGCAGGUUUUCUGCAAGUGAUGGAGAUUCUGAAGACGUCGCGGGAGAUGCGUGGCAAGAAGCCGCCCAAUAUUGGUACAACGGGCGGAGCACCCAGCCGCCUCGACAUUUCCCCGACGUACUCGAAGAAGCAUGCACUAUUGUGGAACGUGUUGUCAACGAGGAAAUGAAGAAACGACGUCGGUAUCCAUUAGAAUGGGGCGGUGACUCCUUGGGGAUCUGGCGAGCCAACGUCGCAGCAGCCAAUUGCUACGAGGGUGCAAAGGAGAGUGUGGGCGCCCACGCGGACCAAUUGACGUACUUAGGACCAUACCCCACAAUUGCCUCCAUUAGUCUUGGUACCACUAGGACCUUCCGACUCAGAGAGACCAUACCAUCUGACCAAAGGGACGUUCGCCAAGCUCGAACCUUCAAUAUUCCUUUACCACACAACUCUUUGACUAUUAUGCACGCUUCGACACAAGAGAGAUUCAAACACUCCAUCCCGCCACAGUCAACGAUUGAUCUUUAUCGACCAUCCUAUCCAAGGUCAAUGGCUUCUCCUAUUGAGCCAUCCAACUGUCGUAUCAACAUCACAUUCCGAUUUUACCGGCCUGAUUUUCAUCCUUCCACCAUCCCCAGGUGUAAGUGCGGUAUUCCUACCGUUCUGAGGGCAGAUCAAAAGAAUAAGCAGGACGGAAGCGACAAAUACUGGUGGCAUUGUAAUGCGGCGGCGCAGAAUGAAGGCAAGGAUUGCGGCUUCUGGAAAGUCUUGGAUAUCAAGGCGGAAGGGAGAGGGCCAUGCGUCCAAGAUGCUCUCGAGGAUUCUGCUGGCUAG